AUGUCUGAAGCUCCUGUUGCUCCAUUAACUGAAGCGGCUGCUGCUGUCGAGUCAUCUUCUGUUACAAAUACUCCUUCUGCCGCGGGUACUCCAGAACCUGGUACUGCGGUAAAGAAAGAAAAGAAGAAGAAAGAUAAGAAGAAGAAGGAGAAGAAGGAACCAAAGGAUAGUGAGGAGACUCCUUCUAGCAUUGAAGAUAGUGCAGAAAAAGAAAGAAAAAAAACUAAGAAAAAGGAUAAAAAACCUAAAGAAAAGAAGGAAAAGAAAAAGUCUUCUGAAGAAUCUGUUUCUGCUACUUCAGAUGUUUCUUCCAAUACAGAUCAAUCUUCUGUAAAUAAGGAAAAGAAAGAUAAGAAAGACAAGAAAGACAAGAAAGAGAAGAAAGACAAGAAAGAGAAUGAAGAGAAUGAAGAGAAUGAAGAGAAGGAAGAGAAGGAAGAGAAGGAAGAGAAGGAAGAGAAGGAAGAAAAAAAGGAUAAGAAGGAUAAGAAGGACAAGAAGGAUAAGAAGGAUAAGAAGGAAAAGAAGGAAAAGAAGGAAAAGAAGGAGAAGAAGGAAAGGAAGGAGAAGAAAGAAAAAAAAGAGAAGAAGGAAAAGAAAGAAAAAAAAUCUAAGUCUGAAUCUGAAACUUUUUCAUCUGCAGCUUCUGCCGCUGCUUUCAUUGACACCACUACUGACUCUACUAGUAACUCCAGUACCAAUACUGGAAUUAUUAUUCCAAAUGAAACUUUUGAUAUUGAAAAAGUAGUGCCAAAACCAGAAGCUUCAGCUGAAAUAUCUGAUGCUUACAGAGUUCAUGCUCGUCCAGAUUAUGGUACUAUUGGUACCAAAGUCGAUGUCUUAACUAAUCAUGUUUUAAUGUCUACUGGUGAUGAUGUUUUGGCAAAGCAAGGUGUCGUAGCUGAUGAUAAAAUUGACCCUUGGUGGAAGAAGGCUUGGGUUUAUACUUAUCGUAUCGAUUUCAAACCUCCUGAAAAAAAGAUACCACCUGGUAGGGGACCAAGAAGAGGUCCACCUCCACCACCACCAGAAUUAUCUAAGCCAAAAAGAUACCAACUGAUCGAAUCGCUGUUCCAUGAAGAUGAAACAUUAUUUAGAUACAAGGAUCGUAUUUCAUUCAAUGGUGAAGAUUCUCUAUGCUCGCAUGUUCCACUAGAGGAGUUUACUUUAUUUGAUGGUUGUUGGGAAGUUUCAAAUAAGCAACAAAAGAAGAAAACCGUUGCAAAGGAAGCUACUAGCGUUGCUUUAGAACCAGAAUUGGAAGAACUAGUUUCACAAAUCACUUUAAAAUUUACUGGUAAAGUCUGUCUACGUGAUAUUUACAAAGGUACUAUUGAACAAGAUACCGAUUUCCAAGAAACUAAGAUGUCUGCCCCAGAAAAGACUAUCCUAUUAAACUUAUUAGGUGCUAAAUUACUAGGUUGUAAUCCAAAUGUUUUCCAAUGCAACGGUAAUAAAUUUUUUAUCUUCAAUAAAAAUAGUAUAUGUGCUAGAUUUCAAGUAGGUGCUUAUUUAAUGCAUGGUGUUUCUAUUGCAUUAAGAAAUGUUUAUGGUGCUAUUACUUUGAAUACAAUCAAUUUCACCUUACCAUUUAUUAAACAUACGAAAUAUUUGCCAGGUGAUCCAAAAUUUAAAGAAGAUGAACCUGAAAUGUCAUUUACAGUCAUGGAUUGGAUCCUAGAAUGUUAUCAUACAAUUCAAGCUCAAAAGCAAAGACAUUAUAUCGCUAAAGGUGUUCCAAGCAUUAAAGAAUUGAACUUCUUCGUUGAAAAAAAUUUUGUUAUUAAAGAUUUAAUCAAAGGAUUGAAAGUGUACCGUCCAUAUAUUAAUUAUAGUAUUAAUCCAGAUGGUACUCCAAAGCCACCGAAGAAGAGACAAUCUAAAGGUUGUGCUGGUUUUGCUCGUGAAACUGCCGAUUCUUUAAAAUUCAAUACUACACCAAGUGGGAUGCAAAAGAAUGGCAUUCCAAAACAAGGUGAAAAGGAAAUUAAAGUUACUAUCACUGAAUAUUUCCAAAAGAAAUAUGACAUUAAAUUAAAAUAUCCAGGCUUCAAAUUGGUUACUUUAGGUUCUGAUCCUGUCCCUGCUGAAUGCUUGACUAUUGUCCCUGGCCAAAAAUUGAAGGGUCAAAUCUCAGAUGAUGUUGCUAUGAUUAACUUUGCUGCUAUUAGACCAGCGGAGAAAUUUAGGAUCAUUUCUGAUUUAGCUUUACCAAUGAUCAGAAAUGCUUUAACUGACAAAGAUACUGGCACAGCUCCUCACGACUCUCAAUUUAACUUUAUGAGGGUUCCAUCACGUAUCAUUGAUUCCCCUGUGAUUCAAUAUAAGAAAUCCAUCGUUGAAUAUGUUGACAAACCUUAUGGUACUACUGCCCAAUUUACUAAAGAAGGCCAUCAAGAAUUAAAAGGUAAUUGGAAUAUGGCGAAACAUGAAUUUAUAUCUACUGCUUAUAAACCAAUGGAUUUGAGAGUUUUAUAUAUUGACGAUAAAGAUGACAAUCCAAGCUCUGCAUUAUUAGAAGAAUUAUUAAGAUGCUUGAAAAAAUUUGUCUCUGAUGUUGCCACUGUUGGAGUCCAUUUCAAUUUAGCAGGCUCUCCAAUUUUGGUAUCUCAAUUCACUGCUCCAAUGAAAGUCUUUGAAGGUAGUGGUGGCCGUGGUGGCAGAGGUGGUCGUGGUGGCCGUGGUGGUCGAGGUGGUCGUGGCCGUGGUGGCUUCUCUCGUGCUCCACCUUCUUUUAGGCUGUCACCUGGUGAAGAAAAGAUUAACCAAUUAUUAUCAUCCAUUCCACCAAAUUCGUAUGUCCUGUAUGUUUUAUCUCGUGGUAACAAUGAUUCAGUUUAUAACAGAUUAAAAUAUGUGACAGACUUAAAAUAUGGUAUUCUAAACAAUUGUGUUGUUUGGAAUAAUUUCAGAAAAAAUUCCAUUCAGUACAAUGUUAAUGUUGCCAUGAAAAUUAAUUUGAAGAUGAAAGGUGUUAAUCAUUCCUUAGCUAAAGAUCACAUCAUUGAAUUGACUGAUAAUGAAGGAUUACCAUAUAUGAUUGUGGGUGCAGAUGUUACCCAUUAUCCUGAACUAGAUGAGAGAUCCAUUUCCUCUCUUGUUGCAUCGUUCGACGACAAAUAUGCUCAAUUCCCAGGUGAAUAUUUGAUGCAAGAUAAUGUUGGUGAAGAAAUGAUUACCAGAAUUGGUUCCUUGGCAUAUGGUAGAUUGAAAAAAUAUCAAGAGCAUAAUAACGGUAAACUGCCUAACUCUAUCUUAUUUUACAGAGAUGGGGUUUCUGAAGGUCAAUUUUCUCAGUUGGUACAAAUUGAAGUUAAAGGCUUGAAGGAAGGUUUAAGAAAAGCUGGUUCUCAAUUGUUGGGUGGUAAGAAAUACGAUCCUAAAUUAUCCACUAUUGCCGUCGUUAAGAGAAACCAAAUUAGAUUUAUGCCUCUACAAGAAAAUGCCGUCAAUGAGAAGGCUGAAAUAGCGGCUGUUCAAUCUAUGGGUAAUGUAAUGCCAGGUACUGUGGUUGAUCGUGGUGUUACUUCUAAUGCACAUUUUGAUUUUUUCUUGCAAUCUCAACAAGCUCUAAAAGGUACAGGUGUUCCAGGUCAUUAUUGGUGUGUAUAUGAUGAGAAUAUGUUAACAUCUGAUAAAUUACAGUCCAUAACUCACUCUCUAUGUUACAUCUUUGGCAGAUCAAGUACCAGUGUAAAGGUUGCCUCUCCAGUAUAUUACGCAGAUUUACUAUGUGACCGUGCCGCUAGAUUCUUUAAAGCAAACUAUGAUAUUGCUAAGAAUGAAUUUGACAAAAUUAAGAAGAACAGGGAUGACUGCCCUCCAUCUAACUUAUUAUUACCUCCACCUAAAGAUCAAGUUAAGAACGUUAUGUACUAUAUUUGA
This is a messenger RNA of Henningerozyma blattae CBS 6284, 3885 nucleotides long. RefSeq lists its product as uncharacterized. Lineage: Eukaryota; Fungi; Ascomycota; Saccharomycetes; Saccharomycetales; Saccharomycetaceae. Bases 1 to 3885 code for a protein of 1294 amino acids. The record is from RefSeq and is a predicted model, not a curated record. Gene Ontology annotation, molecular function: protein binding; RNA binding. The transcript has a single exon.